AGCUCUCUUCGAGCCAACCCAAUGGCAUCUCUUGACACCGAAGUCACCAUGGUUCCGGCUGGAGAAGGCUCCAGCGGAGCCGGACCUUCAUCCUCCACGGUGUCCACCUCAACUUCUGGUAAGAAAGCCACGCGAUUCGAGAUCAAGAAGUGGAACGCCGUCGCUCUUUGGGCUUGGGAUAUCGUGGUGGAUAACUGUGCAAUUUGCAGGAAUCAUAUUAUGGAUCUUUGCAUCGAGUGUCAAGCUAAUCAAUCCAGUGCUACUAGCGAGGAAUGCACAGUUGCUUGGGGUGUUUGCAAUCAUGCUUUUCACUUCCACUGUAUUAGCAGAUGGCUCAAGACACGCCAGGUUUGCCCAUUAGAUAACAGUGAGUUGGAGUUCCAGAAGUACGGUCACUAGAGCUUGGGCAA
Coffea eugenioides is the source of this 410-nucleotide messenger RNA. RefSeq names its product RING-box protein 1a-like. Gene Ontology annotation, cellular component: nucleus; cullin-RING ubiquitin ligase complex. Gene Ontology annotation, biological process: protein ubiquitination; ubiquitin-dependent protein catabolic process. The transcript has a single exon. Gene Ontology annotation, molecular function: cullin family protein binding; zinc ion binding; ubiquitin protein ligase activity. The record is from RefSeq and is a predicted model, not a curated record. Lineage: Eukaryota; Viridiplantae; Streptophyta; Magnoliopsida; Gentianales; Rubiaceae. The coding region runs from base 22 to 399 and encodes 125 amino acids.